Messenger RNA from Cylicocyclus nassatus, 334 nucleotides. Lineage: Eukaryota; Metazoa; Nematoda; Chromadorea; Rhabditida; Strongylidae. The record is from the annotation of a GenBank genome assembly.
CGAGAAGACAUGAACAGCAGCAAUUUCAUCACGAGAAGCAGUUCUUCGUAGCAAGAUGAAACGUCGACAGAUGCAAAUUCGCCGUUUUGGAUAACAGAUUUGGGCGACCAUGUUGAAGAAAGAAGUAAUUCUACUUCUUCUUCUAAUCGUUGACGUCAAUGCGCAAACGAAGACAACAACUAAAAGUGCGAAAACAACAGCAAAAACUAUAAAGACAACGAAGAAGGCAACAACAACGACGACUCCCGACUAUUAUUACUAUCUCUACAGUGAUUAUGAUGGUGGUUACUUCUGAAGUACAAAUUUAGAAAAAUGUCCAUCAUGGAUAGGAGAA